Messenger RNA from Histoplasma capsulatum G186AR, 1870 nucleotides. RefSeq lists its product as uncharacterized. Gene Ontology annotation, molecular function: syntaxin binding. The record is from RefSeq and is a predicted model, not a curated record. NCBI's taxonomy places the organism in Eukaryota, Fungi, Ascomycota, Eurotiomycetes, Onygenales, Ajellomycetaceae. The transcript is spliced from 5 exons. The coding region runs from base 464 to 1816 and encodes 450 amino acids.
GAAGCAGCCUCCUCGCUGGUCUCGUCUUCACGCCCGGGAAUUUCGGAACUAGAUAUCGAGGUCUUCUCCUGUCACAUGUUGGUGCUACGACUUGCUCCUGUCCCUUUCAUACGUCUCCGUUCCGCGCUGUGUCUCCAGAGAACGUUUGGUGUUGGUAUUGAAAAAUUCGCAGGGUCUGCCUCGGGUUCCGAGCACGAGACUUUGGACAUCUUCCAUUCGUUGACUGUGUUGGGCUGGAGGUCGAGAAGCAGUUCUACGGGUUAAUCCCCUGGAAACUGCGAGGGCAUCGUUGGGUUGAUUGCGCAGUGGGCUAGCUAUGGCAGCAGCUGCUUCGCAUAUUUAUCUAGGUCACAACAACUCUAGUGCCCACACUGCUUCCUCCCGUACAAACCAUUCGAACAUCGUAAAUAGACACCCAGAUAGCCCAGUUUCGUCAACUCAUUCGGUAUCCGCCCACCCAGCAAUGGCCCCAACCGCCAUGGCAAAGAAGGCCAAGGGAAAGAAGCCCGCGGAUCCCAGCGAAACAUCAAAGCUCUUGGCAGCCAAAAUAUCCCAACUCGAGCAAGAUGCGGCGGGAGAAAAGGACCAGGAGGCUGAAAUUGAACGAGAAGUUAAAAAAGCUACUCGUGACUUAAAUCAACUCUUGAACAAUAUAGAAUCGCCCAUGACACGCCUUGAGACUGUCCAUAAAAAGUACACUGAACUACUUGCCGAUAUGAAGAAGCUGGAUCGAGAUUAUGCGAAGAGCAAGAAAAGGGCUGAUCAGCUACAGAAGGACCAAGAUAAGGGGAAAUCUGAGCUGAACAAAACUGCUACCAUGAAGGACAAACUUGAAAAGCUGUGUCGAGAAUUGACGAAGGAGAAUAAAAAAGUCAAGGAUGAAAACAAAAGACUUGAAGAGAUAGAGAAGAAAGCUCGUGGGGUCGUGAACGCACGACUCGACUCCCUACUCUUUGACAUUCAGGACUUCGUUACAGCACGGGGUGAUGCUCGUGGAGAAAAAGCCGAUAUCGAUUUGGACGACGCUCUUCGUGCGAAAAUCAAGACCAUUGGGGAAAAGUUUGAAGCGCGAGAACUGCAUUAUAAAGCUCUCCUCCGCAGUAAGGAUGCGGAAAUCCAAAGCUUAACUGCCAAAUACGAAGAACAAAGGCGUGGGGCGGAAAGCGAAGCGCACAGAUGCCGUGCUUUGAGUAGCCAAGUCUCGACGUUUUCACAAACUGAAGCUGAGCUAAGAAGCCAACUCAACAUCUAUGUCGAAAAAUUCAAACAAGUUGAAGAUACGCUAAAUAAUAGCAACGAACUGUUUUUAACCUUCCGCAAAGAAAUGGAGGAAAUGGCAAAGAAGACCAAGCGACUGGAAAAAGAAAACAUGACACUAACUCGGAAACAUGAACAGACGAACCGUAACAUUUUAGAGAUGGCGGAAGAACGAACUCGAAAUAACGAAGAGCUCGAAAGAUGGCGCAAAAAGAGCAACAACCUUGAAGCUCUCUGUCGACGUAUGCAAGAGCAGGGAAGAGGCCAAGCCCUUGCCGGUGAGCUUGAUGCGGUAGAUGAUGAAGGAACAGAAAGUGAAUACGAUGAUGAAUAUGAAGAUGAAGAGGACGAUGAAAACUCGAGUGACGAGGGAGUAUAUGAGGAACAUCAUCACCACCAUCACCACCACCACCACCAGCAUAAUGGGGAACAUCAAAAUUCACCAGCGAUAAACCGAGCUCCGGACGGCAAACCGUUUUUUGGACCACCGCCACCACCAGCACUUGUGGAGACAAAAUCUAAUGGGCAUCGUGGUGUUGUAAAUGGGUACAGGCAUUAGAGGGAUGAAACAAAUCACAAAUCACGGGAAAAAAAAUUUGAAAAAAAAUCGAUG